Cucumis sativus (cucumber) is the source of this 1102-nucleotide messenger RNA. RefSeq lists its product as uncharacterized. The record is from RefSeq and is a predicted model, not a curated record. Lineage: Eukaryota; Viridiplantae; Streptophyta; Magnoliopsida; Cucurbitales; Cucurbitaceae. The coding region runs from base 158 to 913 and encodes 251 amino acids. The transcript has a single exon.
AAUUCCUAAAAUCUUUGACCAUUUCAAGGGCUUUUUCGUAACAACACACGUUUUUAAACCCUACUUAUAUAAAAACCACAUUUCCAUUAGUUUCUCAAUAACCAAAUUAACCAAAUAACAAAUCAUACACACAGCUCUCUGUUUUCAGCCGCCAUUGAUGGACUUCGACCAUCUUCUCAAUCUCUUCGACUCAUUCUGGUUCCAGCGUCAAGUCCUCAACAAUCAUCCUUUUCCAUCAAACCCACAAAUCCUACAACCUCAAAUUCAAGAUCCCGAUCCAUUACCCAAGGAAUCAUUCCUCAUUCCUCGCCUUCGAACGAGAUCCAUAAGCGAAGAUUUAAGCUCUAAAUUAAGCUUCAUGUCCAAUUCUAAUUCCCCCGAUUCAGUUCUCCUUUCUCCAAAGCUUCAAACGAUCUUUUCCAGCAAGGACAUCGCCGGAGCGGAGUCGCCGGAGACAAGCCAUAAGGUGGAAAUUGAGCGGAGGCCAAAAACAGAGUACAGGAGGAGGCUUAGAGGAAGAAGGACGAGACGGUCGGAAAGUCGGAGUCUUUCAGAGCUGGAAUUCGAGGAGUUAAAAGGGUUUAUGGAUUUGGGAUUUGUUUUCUCGGAAGAGGAUAAAGGUUCGAGCUUGGCGUCGAUAGUUCCGGGAUUGAACAGGCUAGGGAAAAGGGAAGAGAAAGGAAAUAAAGAAGGAGAAGAAGAAGAAGAAGAAAAAGAAGAAGAAAGAAAAUUGGGUGGUGAAAUUUCGAGGCCUUAUCUUUCAGAAGCUUGGGAAGCUAUUGCGGAAGAAGAAGAGAAAGAGGAAUUGUUGAAGAGGCCAUUGAUGAUGAAAUGGAGGUUUCCUUCUAAUCAGAUUGAUAUGAAAGAUAAUCUAAAAUGGUGGGCUCAUGCUGUUGCUUCUACUGUCAGAUGACAUUACUCUAAUGCAUUCUUUUUCUUUUUGUAAUUGUAAAUUUUUGGAGUUUCUUAAUAAUUUUGAUUUGAGAUCAAUGUUUGAGAUAUUCAAAGCUAAUGUGUAAAUAUAUAUCCAGAAAUUUCUUGGGAAUUAUUCUUGCUUCUUUUCCAAAUAUAUAGAUUGAGAAUCAACAUUUUGGUUAUAUCA